GACUUUUCCCAAUACCCCAAUCGAUCGCCUUGCCCCACGCAGCCCUCGGCGUGCUCCCCACCGAGCCCCUCCACUCACCCCGCGCCUCCCUCCCUCGUUGCCCCGCACAGCGGCAGGAUCAGGGAGCGCCUGGACCCCCAGAGCAGCUCCGGGGUGACGCCCAGAAGGCUUGAUGAAGUAGCCCACUGCGGAAGGAUCUGCACGUUACCUUAAAUAAAAAUGGCUUUCCAUGUAGAAGGACUGGUAGCUAUCAUCCUGUUCUACCUCCUUAUAUUUCUGGUUGGAAUAUGGGCAGCAUGGAAAACCAAAAACAGCGGCAAUGCAGGAGAGCGCAGCGAAGCCAUCAUAGUUGGGGGUCGAGACAUUGGUUUGUUGGUUGGUGGUUUUACCAUGACAGCCACCUGGGUUGGAGGAGGUUACAUCAAUGGGACAGCUGAAGCAGUUUAUGGACCAGGCUGUGGUCUAGCAUGGGCUCAGGCACCCAUUGGAUAUUCUCUGAGUCUGAUUUUAGGUGGUCUCUUCUUUGCAAAACCUAUGCGUUCCAAGGGGUAUGUGACCAUGUUAGACCCAUUUCAACAGAUUUACGGAAAGCGCAUGGGUGGCCUGCUAUUCAUCCCUGCACUGAUGGGAGAGAUGUUCUGGGCUGCAGCAAUUUUCUCUGCGUUAGGAGCCACCAUCAGCGUGAUCAUAGAUGUGGAUGUGAACGCAUCGGUCAUUGUCUCUGCACUCAUUGCCAUUCUUUACACCCUAGUGGGCGGGCUCUACUCUGUGGCAUAUACUGAUGUUGUACAACUCUUCUGCAUUUUUAUUGGACUGUGGAUCAGUGUCCCCUUUGCCCUGUCACAUCCUGCAGUCACAGACAUUGGAUUCACUGCUGUACAUGCCAAAUACCAGAGUCCCUGGCUGGGAACCAUUGAACCAAUUGAAAUCUACACCUGGCUUGAUAAUUUUCUGCUGUUGAUGCUGGGUGGAAUUCCAUGGCAAGCCUACUUCCAGAGGGUUCUCUCUUCAUCCUCAGCCACCUAUGCUCAGGUGCUGUCCUUCCUCGCAGCUUUUGGGUGCCUGGUGAUGGCUCUGCCGUCCAUAUGCAUUGGAGCCAUUGGAGCCUCCACAGACUGGAACCAGACUGCCUAUGGGUUUCCAGAUCCCAAGACCAAGGAGGAAGGAGACAUGAUUCUCCCAAUUGUUCUGCAGUACCUCUGCCCUGGGUACAUUUCUUUCUUUGGUCUCGGGGCUGUUUCUGCUGCUGUUAUGUCCUCAGCCGACUCUUCCAUCCUGUCAGCGAGUUCCAUGUUUGCUCGGAAUAUCUACCAGCUGUCCUUCAGACAAAAUGCAUCAGACAAAGAAAUUGUGUGGAUCAUGAGGAUCACCGUGUUUGUGUUUGGAGCAUCUGCAACAGCCAUGGCCUUGCUGACCAAGACUGUGUAUGGGCUCUGGUACCUGAGUUCUGACCUGGUGUACAUCAUCAUCUUCCCACAGCUGCUCUGUGUACUCUUCAUCAAAGGAACCAACACUUAUGGGGCUGUUGCAGGUUACAUCUUUGGACUUUUCCUGAGAAUUACUGGAGGGGAGCCAUAUCUAUAUUUGCAGCCCCUAAUCUUAUACCCUGGUUAUUACACUGACAAGAAUGGCAUAUACAAUCAGAGAUUCCCCUUUAAAACUCUCUCCAUGGUUACCUCUUUCUUGACCAACAUCUGUGUUUCUUAUCUAGCCAAAUAUCUAUUUGAAAGUGGAACCUUGCCUCCAAAACUAGAUGUCUUCGAUGCCGUCGUUUCGAGGCACAGUGAAGAGAACAUGGACAAGACUAUUCUAGUCAGAAAUGAAAACAUCAAGUUAAAUGAACUUGCACCUGUGAAACCUCGACAGAGCCUAACUCUCAGCUCAACUUUCACCAAUAAAGAGGCUCUCCUUGAUGUUGAUUCCAGUCCAGAGGGAUCUGGGACUGAAGAUAACUUACAAUGACCCCAUCUAAACUAUAUAGAGCAGAGCACUGCUGUAGGGUAGGCCUGGAAAGAAGGUUCGGAGCAUAUCUAACACCUAUUAAAAUAUAAAUGUUUAAGGGGGAAAGCUUUGCAGGAAUAAAAUAAGUUAUAAUGGACGAGUUCAGGAAAAGUAUCAAUUGCACAGUGAAAAGGAAGUGAGUGUGAAAGCAACAGCUUUAUUUCUCAUCAUAGCACUUUUAAUUUUGAAUAGCUUUGUUAAGCAUAUAAAGAUUAAUAAUCCCCAGCCAAAGAAAGUGGCCAAAUAUUACUUUUGUCUGUUAUGGAAAGAGAAAGUGUAUAUUAAUGAGCCUAUCAAAAGGAGACUAGUGCACUGGGUGCCAGUUUAAUUACUGCAACAUGUAGGCUGUGCGUUUAUUCACUAUCAGUACUGUAAAUUAAGGAGUUAACCAGUUCACUUCUCUCCAUGUGUGGAUUAACCUGCUCUUCCAUGAUCUGAAUGUGGCAUUUGCUCAAUUUUCAAUGUGUGCUCUCUUACCCUUUCUUGUUCUUCCGUGUGCACACUAUCUUCAUCCAUUUUUCCAUGCUCCCCUCCCUCUCUCUGCCCCCUUCUCCAUUUUCCUCUCUCCUUCCCUCACUCCACUCUCCCCUUACUCUCCCUCUCUCCCAUCCCUUUCUCUCUUCAGAUUUUAUUUUGCGUGGUGCUGGAGCUCCGUGGCAGGGCCUUGCGCAUGCUAGGUAAGGGCUCACCUUCUGAACAACACCCCUAGCCCCACAAUCUGUUUUUUUUUCCCAGUGAUGCCAUAUAUUAUUCUAAGCACAAGCAACAGAAACAAAAAUUUACUUAAUAGUGAGAUUUUUAGGUGUCAAUGAUGGAAAAUAGAGUUCAUGUUGGGAUGGGAAAACAAAAGCACUUAGCUCUUUGGGGAUGUCCACAAUUGCCAUAUGCUCAAGGAAAGGUGUCCAAGGCAAAGCAUGGAAGGUUAUUGGGAAGUAUUACAGCAAUAAGUCAAGAAGAAAAUUAAGAAAAGGGGAAGAGGAAAAACAGAUUUCUAUCUCCAACUCUAGUAUAUUAAGUGUUGUCAAACCUUACAAAUAUAAUAUCUUGGCUUAUUUUCUAUGUCAGAAUUGGAAGCCAAGUUGAGCCAUCUGUAAAGAAAGAUCAUUGUCUAACACCUGUUGCAGGUGGUAAUUGCUGCAACAGCAUGCAUUCACUGCAUAUUUAUUACCAGCACUUCCCAAACAACUCACCAAGAGACUGGACAACAAGCCCCACUCAUUUUUGGACAUUCAUUAGUAGAAUAGUUUAUAGUGUUAAGGAUCUACUCUGGGUUCUUUUCCACAUAAGCCAUUUUUAGGGACUAGACAGUUCCCCCACAAGUGUAUAUAUUAAACUUCAAGAUGUAAUAGAAAACAAAAAGGAGACACAAGUCCUAAAGAGAAGAAGCCAUUGUUUUUAAUAUCUGGUGUGUACAUGUCUUUCAAGAAGUCCAUUAUUAAAUAUAAUUUUGCCCCUGUUGGUAGUAUUCUGCAUUAAGUACAAACCUUGUGCUCUGGGCCCUAGAAUUCUUGGUUGCAAUUGGAACUUUCUCAAAGCAUCAACAGGUGUACCUCCUUUAUCUAAUGUGGAUUAAAAUCCCAGUGCAAUUUUCAAAAUGUAAAGUUAGAUGAUUUUACAUAUUGUAAUGUUCUAUUGUUCAGUGUUGUAUCGAUACUUGAACCACUAUAUCUAAUCAUGUACAUACCUGAGGAACAGAGAAUUCCUUCAUCCAUCAGUUUUUCUUAAAAUAAAUUCAGUAACUGCAGAGUACUUGCAAGUAAGGAGUCAGAGAUUCUCAAAUAUGGGGUGAGAGAAGAGUCAAGGAAAACACAGACAAAAAAAGAGAUGACUUGGCGUGAAAAUGUAUUAAUGACAGGGAUGCAAUUUCUGGCGAACACACUAUCUCAGACCCAUCAGGUCGCCCAACACAGAUGAAAGAGUGGAUUUUUUACACCUCAUCAUCGUGUGUCCUCCCCUCAGAUGGUUGAGGUGUGUGCUUCCGUUAUGCACUUCAUGAAGUCUCAUUCAUUCUGUAGAGGCCACAGCAAAUCAGGCUCCUGUCACAAGCAUUACAGUUUAUAAUGUUCUCAGUCAACAAUUGUCCAAAUAACCUAAUUUAAUUACUGUGAAAAAAUAAUAUUAGUGGUAAGUAGGAGAUAAACAUUUGCCUUACCCAAAAUAUUAAACCUAACUAAAGAGCUUAAACUAAUAAACAGGGCAUUUUGUUUUGUUUUUGAAGAUCUUAAAUACACUGUCAAAAGUUACCAAAAAUCACAUACCCAUAAAAUUUGCUAAAGAUAAGCAAGAUGAUAUUUAAAGUAUUAAAAUCCCAAAUGAAUGAGUGAAGAAUCCCAAGACAUUCAUCAUACACUCUGUCAUGAAUUCUCCCUGAUUUCCAAGCAAGGGAAAAAGCUUCAAGGUGCAGAAUGUCUGCUCUGUUUUGGCAUGAAGAUGUCUGUAAGUUAUUCCAGACUCAAGCAAUGGACCUCAUUUUCAAAUCCGGAAAUGAAAAUAACCCAGGUGUUUCACUCCCACUUAGAUAGGAGUUUCACUCCCAUACUUUACCAAUGAUUGUACCAUGUUCCUUAGGUAAAUUGUGUCCCCCUCCACAUGUUCAGAGUGAUAUGUCCACAAGCUGUCAAAUGCUCAGUGCCAAAUCCAAUUUCAUUGCUAAACUUAAGUAAUGAAUUUUCUGUGAAUAUCAUAUGAAUGUAAGCUUGACAUGAGUGAAUUUAAUAUAAUGUGUAUAGAAAUUUUUAUUUGUAAAUAAUGAAUUAGCAUUAUAUUUUAAACAUAAAUCAUCAUUUUCCUUUUUAAUCCUUCUACAAAAUUUAAUCUAGUAUCAUAUGUAAUUCAUUAUUAGUUCGCCAUAAUGUAUGUUUGCUACUGCAUAGACAAAUACAUAUAAUGGUUCAAAAACCUAUAUUUUUAUCUGUUAAAAUAUUAUAUAAAGUUGUACUCAAAAUAAGUAGAUUUACAAGUAUAUAUGUAUGUAUUUAAAUGUAAUGAUAUUGUAUUAAAUUAUACCAUUGCAAUUAAGGAUAUCAUGUCUAGAUUUGAUGUUGGGUGGAACUUUCUUUAGAUAUGAAUGGUGCUUGAAGACAAUUACACAAUGGAAGUGAAAUAAACAAUACAUAGAAAGAUACUUAAAUGUCAA
Mesocricetus auratus (golden hamster) is the source of this 5137-nucleotide messenger RNA. RefSeq names its product solute carrier family 5 member 7 (gene Slc5a7). The transcript has 9 exons. Lineage: Eukaryota; Metazoa; Chordata; Mammalia; Rodentia; Cricetidae. Gene Ontology annotation, biological process: neuromuscular synaptic transmission; acetylcholine biosynthetic process; transmembrane transport. Bases 220 to 1962 code for a protein of 580 amino acids. Gene Ontology annotation, cellular component: synapse; dendrite; plasma membrane. Gene Ontology annotation, molecular function: choline:sodium symporter activity. The record is from RefSeq and is a predicted model, not a curated record.